Molecule: messenger RNA, 880 nt
Organism: Paramecium sonneborni
Lineage: Eukaryota; Ciliophora; Oligohymenophorea; Peniculida; Parameciidae
Source: the annotation of a GenBank genome assembly
UAUUCAUUAUGCAAGAAUUAAUUGAAAUUGGUUUAAAAAAAGUAUUACCAGGAAUCUUGUUAAAUUAAAUAGCUUUCUAUUCAUUAUACAAAAUAUUGAAGAAUAAUGAAUGUAUUGUUGAUGUAGCAUAUACAGUGAGUCAUUUUGUGGCAGGAUCUAUAUAUGCAUAUCAUUUUGGAUUAUCUUCUUUUGAGAAUAAAGUAAAACAUUCUAUUUAGUCUAGUUUAAAUUAGGAUUAUUAGCUUUGUGGACUGCUAGAUUAGCUGGAUUUCUCUUUUAUUACAGAAUAUUGAGAGGAUUUAGAGAUCCUAGAUAUGAAGUCAUUUUCGUAAACUAUAAAAAAGAAACCUUUAAAAGAGAUGUUGUUGUCUUUGGAUAAUACAUUUUUUAAGGAUUCAUAGUUUUAGUAACAAGUUCUUCAUUGUAUUUCUUAUUUAAGAAUUCAUUGAAUCCAUAUUAAUUAGCUAUUUUAGGAACAUCAAUAUUCUGGAUCUAUUUAGAAGGAUUAUCUGGUUAGAUAUAUUACUAUUAUUUCUAGAUCAUCAAUUAUAAUCAUUUAAAGAUUAAAAGAACAAAGCUCCAGACUCUAUAUGUUAGGAUGGUUUAUGGAAAAAGAGCAGACAUCCAAAUUUAUUUUUUGAUUUAAUGACUUGGACUACUAUUGCAAUCUCAUCUAUUAAAUCAAAAAAUGAUGCUCUUGCUUUGAUAAGUCCAUUAGUCUUAUAUUAUGUUAUGGCACGAUUGACUGUACCUAUUACUGAAAAACUCAUGAAAAAAAAAAGAGGAGAUAAAUUUACAGAAUAUUGCUCAAAAACGAAUAAAUUCUUACCUAUUUGAGUAUUAAUAAAUUAUUACAUUACACAUAUAUAUAAACACAAGG